Molecule: messenger RNA, 2082 nt
Organism: Mytilus trossulus (common blue mussel)
Lineage: Eukaryota; Metazoa; Mollusca; Bivalvia; Mytilida; Mytilidae
Exons: 1
Coding region: 1-2082 (693 amino acids)
Biological process (GO): DNA integration
Molecular function (GO): nucleic acid binding
Source: RefSeq, a predicted model, not a curated record
AUGGGAAAAGCCAGAGUUACUCCACGUCGUUUAUUAACAAUACCUCGUUUGGAAUUGUCAGCCGCUAUUGUAUCAAUUAGAAUAAGUCAACUACUAAAACAAGAACUUCAAUACGAGAACAUUACUGAGUGGUUUUGGACUGAUCUCGGUUAUAUUGCGAACGAUAACCGAAGAUUUCACAUAUUUGUAGCAAAUCGAGUACAACAGAUAAGAGAACACUCUAGUCCAACACAGUGGAAGUACAUAGACACCAAGGAAAACCCUGCAGAUGUAGCCUCACGAGGGGCAAGCGCAAAUGAUUUGGUGAAGAACUCAAAUUGGUUUACCGGACCGAAAUUUUUAUGGACACUUCAAUCCUUUGACGCAGAUGCGAAUACACCCGAUUUGUCACUGAAUGACCCUGAAAUACGAAUAGUGAAGACAUUUUCUACUAAGAUGGAUGUUAUUGAAUUUGCGUCUAUGAUUGAACGCUUGGAAUAUUUCUCUAGUUGGAAUCACGCAAAGCGAGCUGUAAGCAUUUGCUUAAAACUAAAGGACACACUUAGAUCUCAGACUAAGAGUAAAAACCAAUCAAUUGUAAGUACAUUGUGCGUAAACGACAUGCAACGUGCAGAGAUUGAAAUUAUCAAACAAUUGCAAUCAUCGUCAUUUAGCGAAGAAAUAGCUGUUUUACAAUCGAUGGGUGAAGGUAAAACCUAUGAAGAUAGACAAUCAACCCGAAUUCGAAAUAUACAAUUGAAACGAACUUCAUCAUUAUACAAGUUAGACCCGUUUCUAGAUUCCGAUGGAAUUAUUCGAGUUGGUGGUCGUAUUCGACGAGCGGAGUUUAACUUAGCAGUUAAACAUCCAGUGAUCAUUCCUAGACAUUCACACGUAACAGAACUAAUCAUACGACAUUUCCACGAGAAAGCCGAACACCAAGGAAGAGGCAUGACAAUAAAUGAAAUACGUGCGAACGGAUUUUGGAUAAUUGGUUGUAGUACUGCCGUUUCUAAAUAUCUAGCAACAUGUGUAAUUUGUAGGAAACAUAGAAGUAAUACUCAAGAACAAAAAAUGGCUGACUUACCGAGUGACAGGCUUGAUCCGGUACCGCCUUUCACUUAUAGCGGAGUUGAUUUAUUUGGACCGUGGUACAUUAAAGAAGGACGUAAAGAACUUAAACGCUACGGUGUCUUGUUUACGUGUCUAUCAUGCCGAGGCGUACAUAUAGAGACAGCAAAUUCACUCGAUACCAGUUCAUUCAUAAAUGCGUUACGUAGAUUUAUAGCCAUACGUGGCCCUGUAAGACAUCUAAGGUCAGAUAGAGGAACCAAUUUUGUAGGUGCGGAACGAGAAUUGCGAGAAGCUUAUUCAGAAAUGGACGAUAAAAGUAUAAGACAAUUUCUUUCAAAUGAAGGUUGUGAUUUUGUAGAAUUCAAAAUGAAUGUCCCAUCUGCUAGUCAUAUGGGUGGAGUUUGGGAACGUCAAAUCCGGUCAGUUAGAAAUGUGCUUGCGUCACUAAUGCAUCAAUCUGGUACACAAUUGGACGAUGAAUCUUUGAGAACUUUUAUGUGCGAAGCCGCAGCAAUUGUGAACAGCCGUCCUUUAACUCUUGAUAAUUUGAAUGAUCCUUUAUCAGAAGAACCCCUAACGCCAAAUCAUAUACUUACGAUGAAGUCAAAGAUUAUUCCUCCGCCUGGACAAUUUCAAAGAAGUGAUAUUUACUCUCGAAAACGCUGGAGGCGAGUUCAAUUCUUAGCAAACGAGUUUUGGAAUAGAUGGAGGAAGGAGUAUUUGUCUAACCUACAAUCUAGAAAGAACGGGACUGCUCCUAGACGAAAUUUGCAAGUCGGCGAUAUAGUUAUGAUCAAAGAUGAACAAGCCGCGCGAAAUCAGUGGCAUCUUGGGAAGAUCAACACAGCACACGUAGAUGAAGAUGGACUUGUUAGAAAAGUGCGGGUUACGAUCGGUGCUCAAAUUGACAAUAGUGGAAGGAGGAAUUCACCUCUUCAGGAAUUAGAUAGGCCGAUUCAAAAACUAGUGUUAGUAUUAGAAGUAGGGGAAACCGAGGAAGUCCCCACCGAGGAGCCUAUUCACAUUUAG